This is a messenger RNA of Mugil cephalus (flathead mullet), 2378 nucleotides long. It is a transcript of the gene pdha1a, whose product is annotated as pyruvate dehydrogenase E1 subunit alpha 1a. Gene Ontology annotation, biological process: pyruvate decarboxylation to acetyl-CoA. The transcript is spliced from 11 exons. The coding region runs from base 113 to 1285 and encodes 390 amino acids. Gene Ontology annotation, cellular component: intracellular membrane-bounded organelle. NCBI's taxonomy places the organism in Eukaryota, Metazoa, Chordata, Actinopteri, Mugiliformes, Mugilidae. Gene Ontology annotation, molecular function: pyruvate dehydrogenase (acetyl-transferring) activity. The record is from RefSeq and is a predicted model, not a curated record.
CUGUAAUUGAAGAGAGAGAAGAAGAGAGAGCGGAACCGGAAGGACAGAGGCUGUCAGAAGGACGGAUCUGUGCUGUGCUCUGCAGGGACUGUGCUGGGGUAGUUGAGGCGAGAUGCUGACCAAUAUCUCUAACGUGCUGAGAGCUUGCGCUCACAGAAAUGGAGCUGCAGCAGUCGUAUCAGGGCGCUGGUAUUCUGACUUUACGACCCAGGCUACCUUUGAAAUAAAGAAAUGUGACGUCUUCAAGCUGGAUGAGGCCCCGGCCACUCAGGUGGUUAUGACUCGGGAUGAGGGCCUGCAGUACUACCGCAUCAUGCAGACCAUGAGGCGUAUGGAGCUGAAGGCAGACCAGCUGUAUAAGCAGAAGAUUAUCAGAGGAUUCUGUCACUUGUAUGAUGGCCAGGAAGCCUGUGCUGUUGGUAUUGAAGCCUCAAUUAAUCUGACAGACCACCUAAUAACUGCAUAUCGCGCCCACGGAUACACUUACACCAGGGGUGGGACUGUGAAGGAAAUCAUGGCAGAGCUCACUGGCAGAAGAGGAGGCAUUGCAAAGGGCAAAGGAGGCUCUAUGCACAUGUACUGCAAGAACUUCUAUGGAGGAAAUGGAAUUGUUGGAGCUCAGGUUCCCCUGGGUGCUGGCGUGGCGCUGGCCUGCAAAUAUCAGGGCAACAACGAGCUGUGUGUCUGUCUCUAUGGUGACGGUGCAGCCAACCAGGGUCAGAUAUUUGAAACCUACAAUAUGGCAGCUCUUUGGAAGUUGCCUCUAAUCUUUAUCUGUGAGAACAACCGGUAUGGCAUGGGUACUUCAGUGGAGCGAGCUGCAGCCAGCACAGACUACUUCAAGAGAGGAGAAUUCAUUCCUGGUCUCAGGGUGGAUGGGAUGGAUGUUCUGUGUGUUCGGGAAGCAACCAGAUUUGCAGCUGAUCACUGCCGGUCUGGGAAGGGACCCAUUCUCAUGGAACUUCAGACCUACCGCUAUCAUGGCCACAGUAUGAGUGAUCCUGGUGUGAGCUACCGCACACGUGAGGAAAUCCAGGAGGUCCGCAGUAAGAGUGACCCCAUCUCCAUGCUGAAGGACCGCAUGCUCAGCAACAACAUGGCCAGCGUGGAGGAGCUUAAGGAGAUUGACGUGGAGGUGAGGAAGGAAAUUGAAGAUGCUGCUCAGUUUGCCACCACAGACCCUGAACCCCCGCUGGAAGAAUUGUGCAACCACAUCUUUCACAACAGUCCCCCCUUGGAGGUGCGCGGCACACACCCGUGGGCCAAGCUGAAGUCUGUUAGCUGAAGUUUUUGUCAUUCCUUUGUUCAAUCACCUCAUCCCCUCUACAAUAUCAAAACCUUCCUACCCCUCAGCUAUACGCACACAUGAUAUUAUGUAUCAUAAACUAGUGCCUCAUUCCCAGAGCUUUAAGCAUCAGCAAGUCAUUUACAUUUUAACUGUAGAGGCCACAUUCACAAACACGAUCUGAAAGUUAAACUCACCAAAACAGUAAACAUUUGCCUCCUUCUAGUCCUCUUCAGUAUGGGGUCUACUUACAGACACAGUUAAAGAAAGAUGUCUGGAUUAAUCAAAAUAGUAUUUUACUUUAAGGGUCCAGGUUGUAGGAUUUACAAGGAUGUAUAAGAGUGGAAAACUAGUAUCCACAUGUCUGUACUCAGGGGUAAUAUAGGCUGCUGCAGUUGUUCAACCUCAUCAGACAGUAGGUGUUACUAAUUUGAAGGCAGUCUCCUCUGACUUGCUACAGUGCAGUGUUACAGUGUUAAUAAUUGCAGUUAACACAAAGCCGUAAAGACAGAAAUGUAAAUCAGAGGGAAAAAGGUAGAACGUAAUUCAUCAAAUUUCUUGUCAACCUGGUGAAGUUAUGACCCGUAUUUAUUUAUACACAUUUUUUUAAACUAUAAGCCAAAUUUACACUAAAUAUAAAAAAUGUUAGAUAGAUACUUUACUCAUUGAGAUGAAUCUGUCUAUCUAUCUAUCUAUCUAUCUAUCUAUCUAUCUAUCUAUCUAUCUAUCUAUCUAUCUAUCUAUCUAUCUAUCUAUCUAUCUAUCUAUGAUGAUUAAAAUUGUCCUCUCUGAUAGUAAUUCAACCCAGAAAUGCUAAAUGAAUACUUGUGAACCUCUUUAAAUUUCUGAAGCUAUUUAUUCAUCUAACAUUAAGCACUUAGUAUGUUAUAACCUCAAUGUUUUUUGUAAAUUUGGCCCAUAUAGUCAAUUUGAUAUUUGCUUGUUUGAUGUUUAUCUCUGGUUGUUUUUGAGGUGCGAUAAAGUGAAGCCCAUCUGCCCCCAUUCAUCUCAGAAACGCUCUGUCUGACCUAUAAAAUGCCUUUGCACUCUUUGUACAAGAAGUGUACAUGAUAAAGACUUCAUUUUAUGUUAA